Molecule: messenger RNA, 7100 nt
Organism: Equus caballus (horse)
Lineage: Eukaryota; Metazoa; Chordata; Mammalia; Perissodactyla; Equidae
Gene: FAAH
Product: fatty acid amide hydrolase
Biological process (GO): fatty acid catabolic process
Molecular function (GO): amidase activity; fatty acid amide hydrolase activity
Source: RefSeq, a predicted model, not a curated record
GCUGAGCAAAAGGUCAAGUGAUGAGUGCUUUGGCCAUAAAGAAGAGCCCAGGGCGAGAGACACGGGCUUCCCCCCAGCGUUGGGGAAAGGGGAGGGGGCAGCAGGUGGGAGCACUGAGAUAAAAUUCCUGUGUCCGUUGGGGGGGCUGGCGCCCUGGAAGCCCCGCGCAGGGGAGAGGUGGGCGCCCUUCGGUGCACGGCCCCCACGCAAGACUCUCCAGGAAAGAUGCCGCUAGACUGUUUGCAGGGACUAAUCAGGCGGGCCCGGGAUCCCGGCGUUCCAGGCCGAGUUUUGCGGCGGAAUCGGCGCGUGCUGAUCCUUCAGCUGUCGCUCUCGGCAGCGGUCGGCGGCGGGAGACCAUGAUGCUGGACGAACUGUGGGCCGCGCUCUCCGGCGCCUCCGGGGUUGCCCUGGCCUGCUGCUUGGUGGCGACGACCGUGGUCCUGCGCUGGCGCGGUCGCCGGACCGCCCGGGGCGCGGCGGCCCGGGCGCGACAGCGGCAGCAAGCGGCCCUGGAGAACAUGGACAAGGCUGCGCAGCGCUUCCGGCUCCAGAAUCCCGACCUGGACUCAGAGGCACUGCUGGCCCUGCCGCUGCCUCAGCUGGUGCAGAAGUUACAUGGUGGGGAGCUGUCCCCAGAAGCCGCGCUCUUUACCUAUGUGGGAAAGGCCUGGGAAGUGAACAAAGGGACUAACUGUGUGACCACCUACCUGGCAGACUGUGAGACUCAGCUGUCCCAGGCCCCAAGGCAGGGCCUGCUCUAUGGUGUUCCUGUGAGCCUCAAGGAGUGCUUCAGCUACAAGGGCCAGGACUCGACCUUGGGCUUGAGCCUGAAUGAGGGGGUACCAGCAGAGUGUGACAGCGUGGUGGUGCAGGUGCUGAAGCUGCAGGGCGCUGUGCCCUUCGUGCACACCAACAUCCCCCAGUCCAUGUUCAGCUAUGACUGCAGUAACCCCCUCUUCGGCCAGACCAUCAAUCCAUGGAAGUCCUCCAAGAGCCCAGGUGGCUCCUCGGGGGGCGAGGGGGCCCUCAUUGGGGCUGGAGGCUCCCCUCUGGGCUUAGGCACCGACAUCGGGGGCAGCAUCCGUUUUCCCUCCGCCUUCUGUGGCAUCUGUGGCCUCAAGCCCACGGGGAACCGCCUCAGCAAGAGUGGCCUGAAGGGCUGUGUCUAUGGACAGGUGGCAGUACAGCUCUCAGUUGGCCCCAUGGCCCGAGAUGUGGAGAGCCUGGCGCUGUGCCUGCGAGCGCUGCUGUGCGAAGACAUGUUCCGCUUGGACCCCACCGUGCCCCCCCUGCCCUUCAAAGAGGAGGUCUACACAAGCUCUCAGCCCCUGCGUGUGGGGUAUUAUGAAACUGACAAUUACACCAUGCCCACCCCGGCCAUGAGGCGGGCCCUGCUGGAGACCAAGCAGAGCCUUGAGGCUGCUGGCCACACGCUGGUUCCCUUCCUGCCGAGCAACAUCCCCCACGCUCUGGAGAACCUGUCGACUGGUGGACUGUUCAGUGACGGUGGCAGUAGCUUCCUACAGAAUUUCAAAGGUGAUUUCGUGGACCCCUGCUUGGGGGACCUGGUGUCAAUUCUGAAGCUGCCCAGAUGGCUUAGAGGACUGCUGGCCUUCCUGCUGAAGCCUCUGCUCCCAAGGUUGGCAGCCUUUCUCAGCAGCAUGAAGUCUCGGUCGGCUGGAAAGCUCUGGGAACUGCAACACGAGAUUGAGGUGUACCGCAACUCCGUGAUUGCACAGUGGAGAGCACUGGACCUGGAUGUGCUGCUUACACCCAUGCUGGGCCCUGCUAUGGACUUGAAUGCCCCAGGGAGGGCCACAGGGGCUGUCAGCUAUACUCUGCUCUACAACUGCCUGAACUUCCCAGCGGGGGUGGUGCCCGUCACCACGGUGACCGCCGAGGACGAGGCCCAGAUGGAACACUACAGGGGCUACUUUGGGGACAUCUGGGACAAGGUGCUGCAGAAGGCCAUGAAGAAGAGUGUGGGGCUGCCUGUGGCCGUGCAGUGUGUGGCUCUACCCUGGCAGGAAGAGUUGUGUCUGCGGUUCAUGCGGGAGGUGGAGAGACUGAUGACCCCUGCAAAACGGCCAGCCUGACUUCUGCCUGCCUGCCUGGCUCCGGAGGACCUGAGACCCACUCGAUCUGUACCCGGCCUAGUCAGGGCACAGCUGCCACCCUGCGAGGAGAUGUUCAGCCUAGGGCAGAGCUUUCCACGUCCCCCUCUCCCCGUCCCCUACAGGAAGUGCAGACCCCUUGAGUCUGGACCUUGCUUCCCCCUCUGGUCCCCUCUCUCUGCCCUGACCUCCCAUGUGGCAGCUAGUGGGUAUGACAUGGGCAAAGACCCACUAACAAUCAAGAAAGGUUCCUGGUCUGUGUCCUUUCUAGCCAUCAUUUUAGGGUACUGGGGGUUGGAGACUUGACCUUCUAGAGCCCGAUUCUAGUAUGUCAGUCUCCUCCAAAAGCUCCCCUGGUUUCCAUCACCUGCUGAGCGGACACAGGCUUCUCAGAGUGCAGCCGCGGCACUCCCCACAGUAGACGAAGCCCUGCUUUGCUAGACAUUGCCCUCUUCCUUCCUUGCCUCCUUCCCUCAGCCGAGGAUGCCCUUUCUGCUCCUCUACCAUUAAAUUCUUUUCAGCCCAGCUCAGAUCCCUCUUUCUCCAGAAGGCCUCCCCUCCCUCCUCUGAGCCCUGGAGUAGGUGGGCUGUUUCCUCCCAGUCUCUCCUGUGUGGUGGGCAUCUGUGGGUGGGUCUGCCUCCCGUAGCACACUGGCUCUCCUUGACAGCAGGGACCCUGUUGCUACAUCUUUGUCCUCAGUGGCCAGCGCAGCGCAGCAGGGAGUCUGGCGUACUGGCCCUGAGCUGGUGCCAUUGGUGAGAGGAACCCACAGGCCUGGGAGGCAAGCACGGGACAAAGAGAUCUGCUAGAGAGCCCUGACAGCCCCGACCAAGGACUGGAUUGUUCUGGGAAGGAGGAGGACCUGUGUUGAAUCUGCAAGGUUCCCAGUGACUGAGCUAGGGGACGAGGACAUCUCAGGGAGGAGGGACAGUACACUGAAAGACCAAGAUGAAUUUGGUAGAUGGAGGAAAUGGGCACAGGAGAAGCAGCAGAGAUAUAGGUGGGAGCCAGAUCAAGGUGGACUUGGGGGCCCAGUUCAGGAACUUGAAUCCUGUCUUAAGGGCAAAGGGCAGCUCUUGAAGGAUCACACAGGUGCAGCAAGGAGAGUAGACUGGAAGGGCAGAGCCUGGACAGGGAUAGGCUGCUGCAUGAUCCCAAUCUGGGGAAGCGGGCCUGAGGCCUGCGCUACAGCUGUGGCCGAGGUGGAGAGGGAGGUGGUCUGGGAAUUGACAGUUGGGAUGGGAGUGAGCUGUCUCACCUCAGUGUCACCUCUGCCCAGUCUGCCAGCUCGCCUCUUACUGGACUGUGUUGCCUGGCGGGUGGAAGGGUGGCUGGUCUGUGACAGACCCUGGGGGCUUCUUGGCCCUGCUAGAAGAGCUCCCUUGCUUGUCCUGGCCCCAGCCCUGACACCCCUGCUUGCUGGAAAUGUUUCUGAGCCUGAGUGCUCAGGCAGGGUAGGUCCCCAGCUUCUACCUGGCCUACUUCAAAUUCUUAUCAGGGCAAGUUGCCUUCCCCAGGCCUCCUGCAUCCUGAUUUUCCUACUCCGGAGGGGCUUUCUUUAUGGUUGCAUGCCCAGUGGCACCUGCGUUCUCUGCCAAUGGCAUCCCUGUCUUGGUGGGGCCAGUCUUAGGGCAGACACAAGGCCCCACACCUCAGGGCUGACUAGAGGGCCCAACCCACAUGGACACCCAGAUUGGGAUGACCAGGUGGUUGCUGCACCUUGCUGUGAUUCCUCGUAACUGCUGUGCCCUUUUAUAGAACUGCCUGCCAUCUGCCUCACCUUCCUCCCUCUACUGCCCCAUUUCUCUCUUUGGUUACUGAUGUUCUUGUGCUUUGAGACAUGAGGCUGCAGAGUGGGGGUGCCUCUCUUUCAUUCCUUCACUGGGUCAUUGAUUCACCCUUGGAGCUCCAGCAUGGCCAACCCAGCCCUGUGCUGAGCGGUGCUGGAGCUCGACCAGGCCUGACUCCCAUCCUUGAGAGCUUCCUGGGCUUGUGGGUGGUGGACACUGACACAAACACAUCUACUCUCCAGGUGGUCAGGGCUGGGGGCGAGGGUGGACGAGGGGGUCAGAUGCUGCUGAGGAGCAGGGGAGGUGGUCACUGCAGCAAGUAAGUAUCCACUGCGUUCACUUCCACCGUUGUGCUCUAGUUCAAGCCGCUGCCUCUUAUCUGGACACUGCAAAAACCCAGCUGGGUUCCCUGCUUCCAUCCUCGCCUGUCCCCCAAUCCAUUCUCCAUACAAAGUAUAGAUCAGAUUGAGUCACUUCUCUCCUUAAGACCUUCCAAUGGCUUCCCAUCCUGCUGAGGAUAAAAGCCAGUCUCCUCCUUGUGUCCUCGUGGGACAUGGCCGUUGCCCAGUUCUCCGGCCUCAUCUUGGGUGUCUCUUCCUUUCAUGCAUUGUGCUCCAGCCAUAUGAACACCUUGUGGUUUCUUGAUUGUUUCAAGCUGUCCCCGCUGCUUGGAACACUCGGCUCCAGUGUCCCCUUCCCUGAUCACUUGUAAAGCAGCUUCCCUGACACUUUCUAACAUGUCACCCUUUGUACUCUGUAGCAUUAUCACUAUCUGGAAUCAUACGGGUUUUUUUUGGUCUCCUCUGCUCAAACAAGCUUCCUGAGAGCUGUGAUUUGCCUUGCUCAUCACUGUAUUCUUGGCAUGUGGAGUGGUGCCUGUGAGACACUCAGUUAAUUCCGCAAACAUUAGUGAGCAUCUGCUAGGGACCAGGCUCCGUGCUGGUGCUGGAGCUGCAGUGAUGAAGGAGGCAGACAAGGUUCUUGUCUUCCUGGAGCUUUCGUUCUGGAGGAUGUUUGUUGAGUGAAAGGAGGCAAGGAGGCAGACAGGUGUGUUAGUGAAGACCCUAAUCAUUUCAUACUUGGAGUGCUAAGGUGACUUUUGAUCAGAAAAAAGGGGAAGGGUAUUCUGAAUGAUAUCUAUCAAGUACUUACUGUGAGCCAUCUACCUUCUGGCACUUUAUAGUUAUUAUGUCAUUCUCCUGUUAACCCUGUUGUAGGCAUUUUUGUCCCCAUUUGUACAAAAAUGUUAUAUACCUUGCCCAAGGUCUAGCAGCUAGAAGCAAGGGAAUUAGAAUAGAAACCUUGGUCACUCAACGUUAUAGCCUGUGCAGCCAGCUCUUCUUGGUGUCCCAUGGUGCUGAGGCACAGAGGAGUGAUAGCAUAAGCCAACCACCUCUUCCCACCACCAGUCCAGUGGCCUCAAGACCCUCUAAGUCAUGUGACUGUUCUCAGCCUAUACCCCGCUCCCCGUGUCCACUGCCACAGCUUCUUGCCCAGCCUCCCCUGCCUCCGGACUGCUCUCCAAUUGUGCUUCAUAUGGGUGUUGGAUGACCUUUCUAAGUGCAAAGCUGAUCACGCCUAAAACCCUUAGUAUCACUGUGCUCAGUUCAGACUCUGGAUAUAACCUACAAGGCCAUGCUUGACCUGACCAUGCUGCUAACCACUCUGGUCUCUUCCCCUUCCUAAGUGCCCACAUUGUGGGCACGUGGCCCUCAGGCAGUGCUCUAGACAUUGUGCACACCUCCCACCACCAUGCUGUCUGCUGACUAUGCUUGCUUUUCUUGGAAUGCUCUUUCUCAUGUCUUCACCUAAACACCUCCCACCUAUCCAAGGCAAGGGUUGUCGUCCUCUUACAACUCUCAGGCUGUGUUGAAAGGGCUUCUUUGUGCGUCUGUUCAUGCUCAAAAGCAGGGACUGUGACUUAAUAGAAUCCAGCUUCUCCUAGGCUGUGGAGAUGAUAAUCCAUCGUCUCAGAAACAAUGGGCGUUGUUGCCUCCAUUUUAUAGAUGGGGAAACUGAAGUUCAGAGGAGGUUGCUGAUUUGUCCAAGGCUGAAGAUUUGAAGCCACAUGCCCGACUCUAAACUUAGUGUACUUUCCUUGUUUGCACAAUCAUCCUAAGAACGUGCACUAAACACCCUCUGAGUGUCAGGUUCUGUGCCAGGUGACCACAAACACUGGGGACAGAAGCAAUGUCCAUGCACUGCUCCUCUGCUGGUGUCUGUUUACAGGGAGUGUCUGUCAUGUCUCUGUCCACCCUCCCUUCCUCUCCACGGGGUUGUGAUAUUAGGGUUUAGGACACAGCCAGAGAACAUGCCAUUUGUCCCUGUUAGACAUCUUUUAGGGUCAUCCCAGGGCUCCAGCCUAUUGAGAGCCUUUGGGAUCCUGGCUCUCUUGCCAACUCUUUCGCCUCCUUCUCCCAGCUUGUCCAUCCACAAGUCUGAGCGCUAGAACUUUCCAACUUCAUCCGAGUCACCAAUAAAUAUAUUGAUAUACAUAUUGAUCAGAUCAGGGCCAAGGAAGGAGCCCUGGCAUGUGUCACUCCAGACCACCUGCCAGAGCAAUCUGAUCUACUGUACUCAGGACCCUUGAAAUCAAGUCCUGAGCCUCCCAACUAGCCCUGGCUGGACCCUCCCAAGUUUUCCAUACAUAGAUUGGGAGUGGCGAACCUGGGUGCCUUAGGCAGGUGAGGUCACUUGGAGGCAGGGCUGUGUGGAGUUUUCCCUUGUAUGUCCAGUGUGGUGCCUGGUACUCGGUGAGUACCCAGCGAAGGCUUGUGGAAGGGAGGAAUGGGCGACUUGUUACCAGUGAACCCAUUUUGGCCCUCCUGAUCACUUCUCUUGUCCCCAACAGGAAAUCUCCCAGUCAGUCCCUGCCUUUUUCUCUUAACAUUUAUCUCAUCUACUGCCAUGAUCUUAAUUAGUGCCCGUUAGGUCAAAUAUAUUGCAGUUUAUAUUCAACCUGUAGCUUUCUGCUGGUCUGCAAGUCCUCAUCCACUUCCCCCGUCUGCCUACUCCUCCCUCCCUCCUCGCUCCAAUAAAUACAUUGAAUUCCUCCCACAGUAUGCUCAGGGUAACCAAUCAGAGAGCGUCUCUGGCUAAAUGGAGCUUUCACUCUGCUAGCAAGCAGACAUCAAAUGCCUAGUUAUACAAAAACACUUGUUAAAAGUGCAAUAAAACAGAAACACUGCUUCA